CGAAUAGCAAACAUCUUGUAUCAUUGGGAUAAAUUAAUCCGGGGUGUAAUCAUUCAAGUUAAACUGUGUGAAAAGUUUUUAUUCAUUCAGUUCAUCAUCCAAAAUGUCUUCCCAGCGCCCGGAAAUUGAAGAAGGAUAUUUGGGACCACAGUCCGGUCUCAAAGAAGCCGGUAUGUCGCCAUCAUCACACAAAAAGGAUGAAUUUGUUAUUUUGGAAAACGAAGUUGAAAUAAAAUUCGAUGUCACUGCUCCGGUGAAAUGCACCACUAAUCUUAUUCAAUGCAGAACUGAGAAAGAUAUGAGCGAGUUUGUUUUCGUUCAGUCCAACCAAAAGGAUAAUACCGUUACGUUUGUCCUCAGUGUGCCGGAGUCUGGAUAUUACAAGUUUCAGAUCUUCGCCUUGCCGAAAUCCAACGAGAGUAAAUCCCUUCCCAACGUGUACAACUACCUGAUUCACUGUAAACAAGCCUUGAAAACUGUUUAUCCAUAUCCCAAACAGUUUGCUAUCUGGAAAGAUGGAUGUUUUCUGUAUGAGCCUCUUAUGUUGAACUCAUCUGUUCGUCUUCGCAAUGUCAACUUUAAGGUGCUCGUACCGAAAGCUAACGCCGUGGCUGUAGUUGUCGAGGGUGAAUGGUUUCAGCUGGAGAAAAAGGGUGACGACAUCUGGGAGACCAAGAUUGACCUCGACAAAUGGAGGGGCAAGGACACGAAGUUGACCCUGAACGCUAAUCUUGAAGCUGAUGAGACGAAAUUUUCAACUCUUUUAGAAUACAGGCUUUAAAAAAACAGCAAAUAACUUUUUUAUUUAAUGAAAAGAAGAACGGAAUGGUUACGUUAAGUGAUAUCGCCUUUCUGUAUUUUACGCUAAGUUAUAGCUAGAGGAUGGUGUAAUGGUUUGGUUUCCAAGGCAACAUACUGACCAUUGGAUGUACAUCAAUUUUUGGAGACAUCUUACUAUUUGAACUGUUCAAAGAAUUCUGGAAACUUUUUGUGUUCGUCUUGUUCUUAAUGUUUCAUUUUGUUUCAGUUUUUUUCACCCCGUUCAAAAAACACCACAAUCAUAUUCAAAUAAACGUUUCGUUCUGUUGAACAAUGGCGAAGGUCUUGGUGACCAAAUCAUUGCACCAACUACAUGUAUAACGUAUGGAAGCUUAUAGGGGUCAAUAUCGUGCAGUGGUAGAUAUCGCGAUAUUUUUACGAUAAUAUUUCAACAUAUUGUGAUUGUUCCAAAGAUUUUACGCCUGAAAAGACAUUUUUUGCUAAGAUGAAUGAAUCAACGCGCUCCGCUUGCAUGUCGUCAUUUCUUUUUCAGUGUGCAUGUUUGUGCUAAAAUAUUGCUAUUCUGGGGCUGUGUCAACAUUGCAUUUAUCGCCAUAUGUCGACACAUAUGAAUAUGUUGACAAAGCUUCAGAAUAGCAAUAUCUUAACGCAAACGCUAUGACGGUAUACAACACAGCGCGUUGAUUCAAAUAACUCGGCAAAAAUAGUCUUUCAGAGUUUUGAUAAUCGCAACGAUCACAAUAAUAUGUUGACAUCUUACCUUAUUAUUAUCGCGGUAUCCAUCGCUCUAUUGGCCCCGAUAUGCUUCCAUGGUAACGUGCUUGUUUAUUUCGUUGAUUUAGGUCAAUUCGGUUGUACGGUUGGUUUUAUUCAACAAGACUGCUGUGUAAAAACUGUUGGGAGAUGUUAAAAUUUCUAGCCGUACAAACGAAUCGUGUAAUGCUAGAUAUUGUGUUUUCAUAAAAUUUUAAUCAUCGUGUUUUAAAAUUUUAAUGGUUUUUUCGUCAUUAAGAUGUGCUUGAUGAAGCGUGGUCUUUUGUAUAUGUAAUACAUACAGCCGAAAUUCUGGCGGGUGCUUUUUCCAUAAAAAUUUAAUGUCACCAUGGACAUUGGCUUCCGGGCAAAGUUUUUUGGGGGGAAUUCAUCGCAUUUUGAAUUGUAAAUUGUCACGUCGAUAACUCCCAAACCUCUGUACAAUUGGGUACCAAGGGAAGUCUUUAGAUCUCCACGAUUCAGGGUCAAAAACUUAACCUUGAACGAAUUUUUUAAAUUAUAAGCUACGUCACUAAAACCACCCCCUCCUUUUCGUUUUAGUUUUAUAAAGCGACUGUUCUAUUUCUAAUAGAUCACUCUCCAGCACUCUAUAAAACAGUGUUGUACCUAGCAAGAGACUGAAAUUAGAAUCAAUCGAGUAGGGUCAGGGGUGGAAGGUAAAGUCUAAAAAUGAGUGCCAACUGAAGAUUUGGUCAAGGUCACGAGAUGUAAACAAGGCUAGGGCACGUGAUUAUUGACGAAAUUGUGAUCUGGGGUAAGGGUUAGGGCUAGCCCAGUUUGACCGUUGACCAGAUCUGCCUUAAGUUUUAGACCUAGCCCAGGGUGGAAUACAUUUGACUAUUACAAGACCGUACAACCGCAUUUUACCCAGACACCCAAUGUCUUAGCGUAGCAUGUUCAUUAGUUGGUAUUUAUAUAUUGUUUAUGUUUUUCACUGUCAAACAUGCGCUGUGGGUGUUUUUUUCUGUUCAACUGUCAGACAUGCGCUGUGAGUGUUUUAAUCUGUUCACUGUUAUUAUUCUUGAUAAAUUCUUUACUUCAUUUCUUAUUCAAAAUAAACAUAAUUUAAAUGUUAAAUAA
Molecule: messenger RNA, 2634 nt
Organism: Patella vulgata (common limpet)
Lineage: Eukaryota; Metazoa; Mollusca; Gastropoda; Patellidae
Exons: 2
Coding region: 104-781 (225 amino acids)
Source: RefSeq, a predicted model, not a curated record